Molecule: messenger RNA, 1176 nt
Organism: Triticum dicoccoides
Lineage: Eukaryota; Viridiplantae; Streptophyta; Magnoliopsida; Poales; Poaceae
Product: BTB/POZ and MATH domain-containing protein 1-like
Exons: 1
Coding region: 106-1176 (356 amino acids)
Biological process (GO): protein ubiquitination
Molecular function (GO): protein binding
Source: RefSeq, a predicted model, not a curated record
UUCCGGCCUGAUCGCGCCGCCCGCCUACCUUCUGCCUCUCGUCGCUGUUCCCCUCGACCAGCUCUCUCAUCGCCCUUGAUCUCCACCGUAUAGCUCCCACGAUCGAUGGCAUCAUCCCAGAGGCCGACAGAAAGGAUGGCGUCGAGGUGCACCCCAGUCAUGGCGCGGGCCACGCUCGUAUUCGACAUCGUCGGGUACAGCCUGCAUAAGGGCAUGGGCGCCGGAAAAUUCAUCCGGUCCCCUCGCACCUCCGUUGGCGGGUAUGAAUGGUGCAUCCGCUACUACCCUGACGGAGACGAGGGCGAGGACCAUGUCUCGGUCUACCUUGAGCUUCUUAGCAAGGGUGCUAGGGCAAGGGCGCUCUUCGAUUUGAGGUUGCUCAACCAGGCCACCGGGCUGUCAACGUCGGUGACGUCCUGCUUGAAGUCACCGAGAGUGUUCGAUUCGGUCGACACCAUUAAGAACAAAUAUGCUUGGGGUGUUCAUUCUUUUAAGAAAAAGAGUGAGCUGGAGAACUCACCUUACCUGCGCGAUGACCAUCUUAUAAUUGAGUGUGAUCUCAGUGUGAUCAGCAACGUACCGCUCGUUGUAGAAACCGUGGACAUCCAGGUGCCACCUUCAGACUUGGCAGAUAAUCUCGGAACAUGGCUGGAGACGGGGGAGGAAGCAGACGUGACAUUCAUUGUCAGAGGGGAGAGUUUCCCGGCACAUAAGAUCUUGCUUGCAAUGCGGUCACCGGUCUUCAAGGCAGAGCUCUAUGGACCGAUGGGAAACCGGACGGCGCGCAACAUAACCGUGGAAGAUAUGCAGCCUGCUGUUUUCAAGGAAUUGCUUCGAUUCAUGUACAAAGAUGCAUUGCCUUCUGUGGACAACCUCGAUGAUGACAUGGUUAAGCAUUUACUGGUGGCUGCAGAUCGGUAUGCCAUGGAAAGGAUGAAGAUGAUAUGCGAAGGCAUUCUAUGCAGAAGCCUUCGUGUCGAGACUGCGGCAACCACGCUAGCUCUAGCUGACCAGCAUCAGUGCAGCAGGCUCAAAGAAGCCUGCAUUGAAUUUAUCAUCUCUUCAAAUAGAAUGGCUGCUGUGGUUGCAAGCCAAGGGUAUGCGCACUUGAAAAGAUCAUGCCCUGCUGUCUUAGGAGAUAUCUUGGAGAGUGUAACAAAGUCUCGCACAGUUUAA